GUCAUCAUCCGGGUCACUGUUUGUACGCGCGAAAUGGAGUAGGAAAAUAUAAACAUCGUUCAAAUUUGAUGUGAAUGAUCCAAGCGACAGUCGACGCUGGCAAGUGAUGAAGUUGCGUAGUCGCCAGUCGGGCGCGGGGAGCCAGCAGACAGGGUCGAGGAAACGCAAGAGGACACUGGCAGAGACAAAUGAACAGGUCGGCCCCGUGAAAAAGGCAGACAGCAUUUUCACGACACUGAAGAGUCUGAUCUGGUCUACCCCCUCCAGGGAUCAUGAAAAUCAGGGAGAAUAUGAGUCCGCCAGCAAGAGGAAGCGCAAAAACAAAAACAACAAUGAAGACCCGAAUGGAAACCUCAUCUCAUCGACGCCGCUCGUCACAAAGAAACGGAAGCACCGACGGAAGGGUGGGCGACGGAAGCCCCCCAAGACGCCCGUGCGGACAAGUGGCACCAUCCUCGGGGCGCUGUUCUCACCUGUCUUUCAAUUGUUUGACGAGAGUAAUGGCAAAGUGACAGAGACAGAAGUGGAGGAAAUUGAGGAUCUUGCCAGCAAACUCGAGUUGGAGACGGCCAAUGAGUCACAUGACUCCUCAUCAAGCGACUCGGAAGGUAGCUCCCUUGACAGUGGUCAUAUUACAGGCAAAGAGAAUGAGGCGCCAUCUCUUGAGGGGGCGACGCCUGAUAUAUCACAGUGCCAUGCCGUCGAGGAGGAGCCUGUUGCCAUGCAGGUGGCGCCACCGAUGCCAGCGACGACGACGACGACUGGUUACGUCGAGACGACAGAGAUCGAGGAAGAACAACAGUUUGAUGAGUGGGAGACAUUUGAUCCGUAUUACUUCAUCAAGCAUCUGCCGCCGCUGACUGAUGACAUGCGAGCUCACAACCCCGCGCUGCCACUCAAAACAAGGAGUACGCCUGAGUUCUCUCUCGUUCUUGAUCUCGAUGAAACACUCGUCCACUGCAGUCUGAAUCGGCUGAUGGACGCGUCAUUUUCUUUCCCGGUUUAUUUUCAAGAUACAACAUAUGAGGUAUUUGUCCGGACGCGGCCGUAUUUCCGUGAGUUUUUGGAGAAAGUGUCACAAAUGUACGAGGUGAUUUUGUUCACAGCGUCCAAGAAAGUUUACGCGGAUAAACUGAUGAAUCUCUUGGAUCCAGAGAAGAAGCUCAUCAGGCAUCGUCUCUUCCGAGAACACUGCGUAUGUGUCAAUGGUAAUUACAUCAAGGAUUUGAAGAUCCUCGGCCGAGAUCUGUCUAAAACUGUCAUCAUCGAUAACUCGCCACAGGCAUUUGGUUACCAGCUGUAUAAUGGUAUCCCCAUUGAGAGUUGGUUCAUGGAUAAAUCCGACACGGAGCUCAUCAAGUUGAUACCUUUCCUGGAGAGUUUAGUGCAUAUUAACGAGGAUGUGCGACCGCUGAUCAAGGACAAGUUCCGUCUCCACGAGUUACUGCCACCAGAUUAAUCACAUGAUCAUCACCAUAGUAACCAGAGCAAUAUGGCGGGCUGCAUUAUCUUUAUUGUUUUGGAGUCUGCGCUGUGGGAAUGUCUUUGAAUGUUUCUACUCUGUGUAAUUGAGUCAACUUCGCACCAAAUCUACAUCCUCUCCAUCCCCUGACUAAGCGCCCUCUUUGGCUGACUUUGAAACAACUGGUCCGUUGAUAUCGAGAGAGGUCACUACGUGGUCAUCUGUCGCCUCGAAGAUAUGGAGAACGAUGUCGAUAUGGUGCCAAGUUGACGAGUCAGUCGGUCCUCUGUUUGGUUUAACCCUUCCUAGGAGAGAAAACAGAUUCAACCAAUAUUCUGUUGUUCAGUUUUAAAAAAGGCCUGAGUUCAGGUAGCUGGGCUGAGGUCCAUGAUUUGUUAUACUAGCAUUUUAUGUGCAAUUUAAAGAUUGUGUCACCAAGGAAGUUCUGUAUCUGUGCGACUUUUGAAAAGUCUGGUUUCGGCUGAUAUUAUCACGUGUUCAAAAUACGUGGGGAAAUAUUCCUCUUGGUGUCAUAAGUGUCCUGGUAUUUUAUCCUGGUUGUGUAUUUCACCGACCGGAGUGGCAUUUAAGUUAUUAUUUUGUUCUGAUUUUUAAAAUGAGAUUUUAUCGAAAAGUGUAAAUUAUCCAAUUUCUUGAAAAUGUCAUUGCAUGAAUGAAUUUGAACUGGUUUUAACUAGGAAUGGAGGGGGUUUGUGUUUAUUUUUAAAUGUUAUGAAUCGAGCUCAUGAGCAUAAAGUUGGUUGUAUUCUCCUCAAAAACAUGUUUCACCAUCUUGGUUGAGGUAUGAAUCCUGUUAGGUUGAGUUCAGCUGAUGCCCUCACAGUAUGAGCCUCGUCACCUCACUCAUACCAGCUGGCGUAUGAGUCACCUCACUCAUACCGCUGCACUGAUCAGGUCACAAUGUGAGACUCCAGGUGGGAUGAGUUGCUGCGAGAGUUGAUGAUACGUCGUGUAUUCAAGAAUGUUGAUUAUUAUUAGAGUUGUACAUAGUUGUUCAAGGUCAGGGUCACAUUGUACAGGCAGGUUCUUGUUGUGAUCACUUGGUGGCAGCACUGAGUAGAGAUUUAGUCAAUUUCUUGUGAGAGCCAAGGUCACCAGAGGUUUGUAUCGAGCGGCGCGUGAUUAUAAACAACAUAAUUCAACGCAAUGUCUUCUUCAGCGAAUGAAAUGUCUGACCAAGUUGGUUACCAAAUUGUUCUCUGAACAACCUUGCCCUGAUCACGUUGUUGAUUAGUAAGAGAUGUGGUUUUGGUUUAGAGAAUAGCAGAAGAGAAUCGCUAGUCUUGGUUGAAGGUGCCGUGAAUCUAUGGGGAUCAAAGGGGCAUUAGGAAUUAGAAGGAAAUUUACAAUGAAACGAAUUUUAGAGGGACUCUGUAUAAACUAGGUCAAACUAGUUCACCGUUCUACCACCAGGGUUCUUUCCAGAUGUCGAUGAUAAUGCAGACUUUGAAUACAUUUCAUAUCUUUACCUGGCAGAUGACGAUAAAAACACCCCAGGUUAUACGGUGGCGCACCCUGAUAAUGCAGACUUUGAAUACAUUUCAUAUCUUUACCUGGCAGAUGACGAUAAAAACACCCCAGGUUAUACGGUGGCGCACCCUGAUAAUGCAGACUUUGAAUACAUUUCAUAUCUUUACCUGGCAGAUGACGAUAAAAACACCCCAGGUUAUACGGUGGCGCACCCUGAUAAUGCAGACUUUGAAUACAUUUCAUAUCUUUACCUGUCAGAUGAUGAUAAAAACACCCCAGGUUAUACGGUGGCGCACCCUGAUAAUGCAGACUUUGAAUACAUUUCAUAUCUUUACCUGUCAGAUGAUGAUAAAAACACCCUACGUUAUACGGUGGCGCACCCUGUCAGUAUUGGCAGCAGUCGACAAAACGCUCUGUGACAUCAAGUCCCUUUAAUAUUUGUUCGUAUUUGAAAAGGCAGCAUUUGUUUAAAAUGAAACUUAACGGUGAUAUCACCUUUUGAAUAAUUCAAAUUCUUUAAAACUUGUUAAUUUGUUGAUUCUCGUAUAUGACGUGUCGGUACCAUGUGACUUUGUUGUACACUGCCUUGGCAAAGUAGGAAGUCAAAGUGUUGAAAUAAUUGUUUACUAUAUUUAAAUGACUAUGGAAUAUUCAUGAGAGAGACUGGUUAUUGUCAAAGGUUAAAGGUCAUAAUCAAUGAUGUUGUUUGAAUGAUUUGAACCUUGUUUUGGGUCAAAGGUCAUGUUUAGAUUAUGUUGUAAAAUGGACUCCAUCUUGUUUGGGUCAGAGGUCAUAUUCUAAUGAUGUUGUUCUAUGGACUUGUUUUGGGUGUCAAAGGUCAUAUUCUAAUGAUGUUGACCCAGUUGAUAGAUUUUUCCAGUCGGCGUAAGAGUGGGUUGAUAUUCAGUUGGAAGUUUGUGAAGUGUUUAGAGUUACUGAUAAUCUGAUUGGCUUUUGUGUUCAGAAACAUUUUGUUUGUGCCAUGCUUCCAUCAGUCGAGAACAGUAUCGUUCCAUUUCGACUCUGGCGAGCACGGUGGCAGAGAGUCUGACUUGUGAUUGGACGGUUGUGGAUUCGAGCCCGCUCAGUGCCAGUCUGUAUACUCACACCGCACCUGGCCAAGGGUAGAAUGUUCACUCCCUAGCUUCUACAGAACAGUUUCUGGAUUCGGCUGGGGAAUACAGCAGAGACAAAACAUGUGCUCAGUGGAACUGUGCAUUUAACUUCUGCGACGUACGUGUAACAUUGACUGUUGUUAGACGUCUCAUAGCAUUACCCACUCUUACACUGACGGGGAAGGUCAUGUUAUUGUCUAGGUCAUAGUGUAAAGGUCAUAUGUAAAUGAGCAUUAUUUGCAUACAUUAUCAUUAUUUCUAGGUGAAUGGUCAUGGUUUAUAUUCUGGAGGGGGGACCACUUUUGUAAAUUUUAUCAACAAAUUAUAUUAUUUGCCUAGAAAUUUCUCACUUUUAUCUGGCAAAAGCAUACUUCUCUAUAUUAUUUCAGUUGUAAAAAAAUUGUAAAAAUUUGAUACCCACUUGCUAGGCCUAGGUGCUAGUUGCAGAUAGGGAAAGAAGAUUUUUUUAAAAUUCAAAGAAAACAUUUUAAAGAGUUUUGAAACGGAAGAGAUUUUAAUGAAAUGAAAUGCUACUUUGAGAAAAAAAACUUCAAAACUGAAAACUGGUAAAAAAGUUGACAUAAAAGUCAAGUUUUACUGUUGGGGCGAAUGGCCUGAACUAUGGAAGAGAGAUCACUCAAGGCCAUUGUGCAGUUAACUUAUAUGAUAUGGCACUUCUUGCAUCUUCAACUUCACAGAUAUUUCUAAAUCAAGUCAAAUGCGUCUGAUCAUCAGAUGCUGUCCGCUCCAUGGUCGUUCAACCUGUUGGAUGUAAUAGAUUAUAAUCACUAUUAUUUAUGUGAGUCGAUUGAAUGUAUAAACUUGUAAAUACUUGUAAAGACGUCUAAAGGUGUGAAUUGUAUCCACGAUAAAUGGUUUGACGUUUCUCUUUGAGAAAUGCGAAGGAAUGGAUUGUUGGCCGUUAAGGUGACGUUUCUCUUUGAGAAAUGCGAAGGAAUGGAUUGUUGGCCGUUGAGGUGACGUUUCUCUUUGAGAAAUGCGAAGGAAUGGAUUGUUGGCCGUUAAGGUGACGUUUCUCUUUGAGAAAUGCGAAGGAAUGGAUUGUUGGCCGUUAAGGUGACGUUUCUCUUUGAGAAAUGCGAAGGAAUGGAUUGUUGGCCGUUAAGGUGACGUUUCUCUUUGAGAAAUGCGAAGGAAUGGAUUGUUGGCCGUUAAGGUGACGUUUCUCUUUGAGAAAUGCGAAGGAAUGGAUUGUUGGCCGUUGAGGUGAGACUAAUACCUUGGUACCUGUUGUAUACCACUGGCUCAUCCGUCGAGCCAAACCUGACAAGAGGGUUCCCACUCUCAUGAGACAUGACUAACUAUUCCUUAAUCCUUAAAGGGACAACGUCCAACCAUCCAUCUCAUUUAUUCUCUUCUUACUUCUACUUAAUCAAUGCUUUAGAACUGAAGUCGAUGUUAUGAACUCACAUCUUUUGACAUGAGUGCCCCACAUCAAAACAUUUAAGGCCUUCUCUGACGUUUUUCUCCUGAAACCACCAGUGGAACUCCACUCUCCUGUCUAUUGUCCCUGUAUUUCUCGGUGAUGCCCGACUGCAGAAGGAGCACAUUUUGGGGGGAUAUCCGAUGAAAGAUAUUUUUCUUUGCAGUUGCACUCAAGAAUAUUAUGCUACAUGUAUGUCAGAACAUUUCAAAUUAGUCAAAUCAGGCUGAUCUCAUGAUUACUCCUCAGCUGGCUGUGCCAGUGUUUCCAAAUUGAUUCCCACUCAUUCAUGAACAUAGUAACACCGUUACUCACCUUUGUUAUAAGUAAGAUUGUUUUGUUUAGAAUUGUUUGAUAAACUUCUUGGUGGUUUAAAUGCAGUGACUAUUUGUAUGACAGCCAAAUUCUCUUCCAAAAACCUUGAGAAACUGAUGAUCAACUUGGAUAUAUCAAAGGCCAUUUCAAUUCUUUAAAACCAUCCUCCCCUCUUGAGAGUUUGGCAGCUUAUUGGUCAAACGGCAUGAAAGGGGAGUGUUUACACCCCUCCCUCCCCCCCUCCCCCACUCAUCUCAACCCAAAAUACAAACAACCUUUAAUGUUGAGCAGACUUUGGUUAGAAAUAGUAAAAUCCAAAAGCUCCAUAUUGUGAUCACAAUACAAACAACCUUUAAUGUUGAGCAGACUUUGGUUAGAAAUAGUAAUAUCCAAAAGCUCCAUAUUGUGAUCACAAUACAAACAACCUUUAAUGUUGAGCAGACUUUGGUUAGAAAUAGUAAUAUCCAAAAGCUCCAUAUUGUCAUCACAAUACAAGAUAUUAAACAAAACUGUUUUUCGGAUUCGAACUUGAAGAUACAGAACUGCUUAGAGUUUUGCCGUGAUAUGAGUAGGCACUGCGUCUUUCAGUGUUGUCAUGGUCUCCAUGCUGGGGUUGGAGCGUUGUCAUGGUCUCCAUGCUGGGGUUGGAGCGUUGUCAUGGUCUCCAUGUUGGGGUUGGAGUGUUGUCAUGGUCUCCAUGCUGGGGUUGGAGCGUUGUCAUGGUCUCCAUGCUGGGGUUGGAGCGUUGUCAUGGUCUCCAUGCUGGGGUUGGAGCGUUGUCAUGGUCUCCAUGCUGGGGUUGGAGCGUUGUCAUGGUCUCCAUGCUGGGGUUGGAGAGUUUACUAUUUUUUCUGUUUUAAUAGUGAUUUUAUCCUGUUUUAUAUUAUCGUCAGUAUAUGCCUGGACUUCAUCUCAAAACAAGAGUGUAACUGGACACUUCGAUUCAUACCACAUUUCUAAGCCUUGGACGUGUUUACCGUUACGCUGGCCUGACAGAGUGGUGGCAGCAUGGAAGAUGCAGUUAUAAAUCACCUCCCAGAACCACCUGUUAUAUGGUUAUGUGAUAAACUUCAUUAUCAUUAGACUGCUCCUUGAGAGUAGAGAGGUUCCUUAUAGGUUAUGGAGGGUCCAGGAACAGUUUAAAGUUGCCACUAUUGUAACCAAUGAUAGCAUUGUCUGUAGGAAUGAGUGCUUGCAUGUACAACAGUGGGUCUUGGAUUGAGGUGAAGUAACAGAUAUGAAGUCUAUGUAAACUCAAGAUAUAAAAAGUGUUCACUAUAGAAAAAUUGAA
Molecule: messenger RNA, 7118 nt
Organism: Lineus longissimus
Lineage: Eukaryota; Metazoa; Nemertea; Pilidiophora; Heteronemertea; Lineidae
Product: CTD small phosphatase-like protein 2
Exons: 12
Coding region: 107-1459 (450 amino acids)
Molecular function (GO): phosphoprotein phosphatase activity
Source: RefSeq, a predicted model, not a curated record